Molecule: messenger RNA, 2400 nt
Organism: Acanthaster planci (crown-of-thorns starfish)
Lineage: Eukaryota; Metazoa; Echinodermata; Asteroidea; Valvatida; Acanthasteridae
Product: polypeptide N-acetylgalactosaminyltransferase 1-like
Biological process (GO): protein O-linked glycosylation
Cellular component (GO): Golgi apparatus
Molecular function (GO): polypeptide N-acetylgalactosaminyltransferase activity
Source: RefSeq, a predicted model, not a curated record
CCGGCCAGGCAGCUGCAGCUAGCUAGCUAGCUAGCUACUAUAUACCGACUAUAUACUAUAGUCGCGUCGUUGCGCCGAAGCGGCCAGGAGCAGACAAAAAUGGCAGCAAAACUCUUCUCCUUUCUUCUUGCCGGAAUAAUAUGGUUUUCUACCGCGUCGGUCGUCUAUUUCUUCUACCACGAGAGCACGCUACAGAGCACGAGUAGGAGGGAAAUUUACCUGCGAGUUGGAGGGGAUAGUAGGACAGAAAACGACGAGGGAAAUUCCAGGACUCGAGUAGACUCGGACUUGGAUGGCGAGUUGCUGGGCCAACUCGGCCGGGACGUUCCUCGGUUUGGCCCGGGAGAGAAUGGCCAGCCGGUCCUGCUGUACGGCGAGGCAAAGGAACGAGCAAAAGACACAAUGAGAAUUCACAAUUUUAAUUUGGUUGUCAGUGAAAUGGUUUCAGUGCAAAGGACUUUAGCCGAUACAAGACAUAAAAGGUGUAAAAAUGAGGCCUACCACCUCUCGGCUCUUCCGUCCGUCUCAGUCAUCAUAGCUUUUUACAAUGAGGCGUGGUCAGCCCUGUUACGCACCAUCUACAGCAUCCUCAACAGGAGCCCACAUUCACUCCUGAAGGAGAUCAUUCUGGUAGAUGAUUACAGUGACAAUGUAAACAUAGUGGAACAGCUCAAGACUACCCCACGCUGGGUCCGCAGUAAGGUCCGACUGGUACAGACCAAUAGCAGGGCAGGGGUGGCCAAGGCUCGUCUGGAGGGGGUGAAGGAAGCUCUUGGGGAGGUGUUGGUCUUUCUGGAUUCGCAUUGCGAGGUGAACACUCACUGGUUAGAGCCCCUCCUGGAUGCCAUCAAACGAGAUCGCUCCAUGGUCGCAGCACCCAUCAUUGACGUCAUCGACCACGAGACAUUGGAGUACACUGCAUCGGGCAUCUCACGGUCCGUCUUCAAGUGGGACCUCAGCAUCAAGCUGUCGCCAUUAUCCAAGGCAGACUUAGCAGAACGAGAGAGCCCCAUUGAACCUUUGAGAACGCCAGUGUUAGGAAGAGGAAUCUUUGCAGUAGACAGGAAUCACUUUGAGCGCAUCGGCAGUCUAGAUCCUCAAAUGGAAGGAUGGGGUGGUGAGAGCUUGGAGCUGUCUCUAAGAGUCUGGAUGUGCGGAGGUAACAUCAAGAUCAUUCCUUGCUCCAGAGUGGGUCACAUCGAUCGGCAGGAUCCUCCGUACAACUUCCCUGGAGGGGUUGAAGCAUCGUAUCUGCACAACCUGGGACGUAUCGCUGAAGUCUGGCUGGAUGACUACAAGAGAGACUUUUAUGCUUCCUUGCCUGAAGCACAGAAUAAAUAUUACGGUGAUGUUGCGGACAGACAGGCCUUGAGGCAAAAGUUGGCCUGCCAUCCCUUUCAGUGGUAUCUAGAGAAGGUCUACCCUAGCCUACUGGGGACAGCCCAAGAUCAGCUGGUCGCCUGGGGAAGGUGUCAUAACAAGCACGCCAAUCUGUGCGUGGACACACUGAGAGCCGGGGAGAGUAAACCCAUCGGAGUCAGCAAAUGUGGCAAAAAUCUACCCAGUCAGGCAUUCAUGAUCACACUGGACAGUGAAAUUCGCUGGGAGGACCUGUGCCUUGACCUGGCCGACUACAGAGCUGGACACAAGCUGACACUAGAGGGCUGCCACGGAAUGGGAGGCAGUCAAGAAUGGAAGCAUGACAAGCCCGGGCAUAUCAUUCACAGAGAGAGUGGUAUGUGCCUAGACAUAGCCGGAGUACAGACAAAGGUCUUGGUCAUCAACGUCUGUACAGACCGACCCACCGAGUCCUGGGAGUUUGCUCACUACAAGAAGCACAAGAAAAGCUGAUAGGAGAACAAAAGUCAACAUUGAUCAUCUUUCCUACCAAUAACUGUAACUUAGAAGGCUCGUCUACUGAGGAAAAUGUAUCAGUGAUCUAUUUCUGAAGCAUUAAAACUGCAGGUGAUGUGACGACUGUUACAACUGUGAUUUGCUCUCUGGAAAUUGUCCGCUGAUUUGAGAGGUCCACCCUUGGCCACUAUGUGAAAAAAAGUUCAAUCCUCCCAUUUUUGGGGCAUUAAUUUAAUUGCAACCUGCAAGUUGUAAAGCUAGAGAGGCUUUGCAGUUUUUGAUAUCCUGGGAUUUGUUGCCUGGACUGAAUCAAGUUUUUAACCAAAAAAUUAUUCCAGUUCUUGAGACUGGGCCAUUAGGGGAGCUGUGGUGGGUCAGUUGUUUAUUUGAAGACCAGCCCCACACCGCAAGUCCACCAGGAUUCUUAUCAAACUUCCUCCCCGUCAUAAGGCUGACUUUGCCCUGUCAGCUUUGGACAGCUGCCUAGUUUCCUUGCUAACAAGUGGACACAUUCAAUCAAACAUUCACAGAAAUCUUUGAUGCUCA